AUGUAGGAGGCGCAGAGGAACCCGUGGAUCACAAAAAUGUCUUCCGAUCCUCAGACCAAGCCGAGAUCAUCGCGAACGCGGCGCGCGAAGAUGGUCCUGUCGUCGGAGCUGACGAUCGCCGCCGAUGCCGACGAUGAUAUCACGUCAAAGUUACGGAGGGAAACGGGAUCGCCGAUCAGACAGAUUGAGACAGAAGCAGCUGUGAUCACAUUCUCCAUGGGCCAGCAGGAUGGAGACUCAUCCGAUGAGGAAAACCCAACCUUUGCUCAGGCGAGACUUCCUGAUACUGCUUCAUCACCAGUUUUACAGAGCGUUUCUCCAUCCAGCAAGGCUCUUGGGGACAUCUGUGAAGAAAAUGGGAUAUCCAUUAGCCAAGAGAUGGCUGGAACAGUAGAAAAUUGUGUAGAGAAAGUGGAAGAAGACGAUAGAAAACUUACAAAUACAGCACAUGAAUCUUCUGCAAAAACUAUGUCAGAUGUUUCAGAACAGCAAAGACACAAUGGUACGCUUGUCGUCCGUCCAAAGGAAAGAAGGGUCGUCGCGGGCAGUCCCGUGGACAGCGGGAUCUCGGAUGGUGUGUUGUCGAUGGACGCCAUGCAGGGGGAGGGCUCUGGGAGGUUCAACCCGUUUGAUCGCGACAUCGUCAUCGAUGAAGACAGGUUUGCCAACACCCCUCCUGAAAACUCUCCCGUCGCGAAAGAACUCCGAGCCAACAGUGGCAGUUCGGGGUCUCACGGUCCCGCGUCAAAAUCCGACCGAACGUCGUCUAAGUCGAGCGAUGACAGCGAAUCCUGGCCAGAGUCGUGCACCACACACGACACAGACAUUGACGAGGAGUUGGCGAAUCUUGCGUUGGGUCUGACCGAAGAUCACUUCUCCCGACCGGACGGCUACUUCGGGAUGUCCCGCGUGGAAGAGCUCGAACAAGCCAUCGAAAACUGCAAGGAUCUAAUUUUAGAGGAGCCACCGCACAGCGACAAGCGACGCAGUCUCAUCAGAAAGAUAACUCAGUUGCGGCUCAAUCUGGUAGAAAUCGAAGACAGCAAAACCGAGGAGGAGCCCAACAUAAAAGUCAUCCUAGGCCACAAGUUUAAGAAGAGGCAGGGGAAGAGUGUAAAGUACAGUUGCGAACAGUGCAAUAACCUGAUCUGGGGGAUGUUGCAGACGUGGUACGGGUGUAAGGGGUGCGGGUGCCACUGUCAUGGGAAGUGUAUGAACCAGCUGACCAGGGUGUGUGCUGGCACCAAGUUAGGGUCGUCACAGUUAAUACUGCAGAUCUGUCCUGAAGUGGGCAUCUCCAGGCAGAAGUACAGAUGUGGGGACUGCAGAACGCAGUUGUUCCGUGACACAGAGCUGCGACAGUGCGACUACACGGGCCAGUACUACUGCACGUCCUGUCACUGGAACGACACGGCGGUCAUCCCCGCUCGCGUCAUGCACAACUGGGACUUCCAACCAUGCAAGGUUGCCAGGCAGUCGAAGCAGUAUCUCCAACUGGUGUUCUACAAGCCGCUACUGAACCCCCAGGAGUCAAACCCACAGCUGUUCAGUCGCGUGGAGGAACUCAACCACGUCCGGAAACUGCGGAGAGAGAUCCUCUUGAUGAAGAACUACUUCGUAUCCUGUCGGGUCGCUCUGGAGGGCAAACUCCUUCUCCGGCUUAGAGAGAGACAGCACUUUGUCGAGUCUUCCGACUUGUAUUCUUUAAGCGACUUGUGCGAGACUGAGAGCGGAAAUCUACUUGACAAACUGACAGACAUCCAUGUAGGCUAUGCACAUCACAUAAAGUUCGACUGCCCGACCUGUCGCGGGAAGGGUUUCAUCUGCGAGUUGUGUGAGGAUUCGGACGUUCUGUUCCCGUUUGACGUUGGCGUUCACAUGUGCGAGAAGUGUUCGACGGUGUACCACAGGGAUUGCUUCCCCGCGGAGAAGGAUGCGUGCCCGAAGUGUCGCCGAAUUUCGCAAAGAACUGUUUGAUAGUUUUUACUGAUGGUGUCACAUUGAGUGGCAAGCAAGGUGCUAGCUAGUGUCCGUCCUUUUGUCCUUUGAUGUAAUUUUGCUGCUGGGAAGGACAAAAAUUUUGCCUAUUCUGUUCCCUGUUGCGGACAAAAAUUGGCGUUAAAAAUUCUAAUUGAACCAAGCUGAGUCUACCAUAAAAAUUUUUGGGGAAAAAUAAAGAACACAUCAUUUCAGAGGGUCUAGAUUUCAAAAUUUUUUGGACCCCCCAGGAUCGUCUCGCCUUCAACGGGAAUUCCAUUCAAAAUUCUUGGGACAGAAAAAAAUUCAGGCUGGCUAAAACAUAGCCUGUGUUUACACAAGCUCUCGCCGGCUGGGCUUAAUGACCCCCUCCCCCCGAGAGGGCCGGCCGCUAGGGGCGUGAUUUUAGUCAGGCUAGCUAAAACACAGGUGGCAAGACUUCUGGCAUUUCUAGCUAAAUGUUGUGUAAACAUUGAGUACCUG
Molecule: messenger RNA, 2460 nt
Organism: Branchiostoma floridae (Florida lancelet)
Lineage: Eukaryota; Metazoa; Chordata; Leptocardii; Amphioxiformes; Branchiostomatidae
Product: differentially expressed in FDCP 8 homolog B-like
Exons: 4
Coding region: 37-1977 (646 amino acids)
Source: RefSeq, a predicted model, not a curated record